AUGUCUAACGACCAGAACCGUAAGCGCCCGGCAGACCCGGUCUCGGACGACGAGGACCGCGAGGCGUACCCGCAGACGCCCGGUGGAGGCUUGUUAUUUGGUUCCAGCUCGCCGGUGCAUAUGGCUGAAGACCCAGCACUGCCACCGUCCAGCCCACCACCAUUCUCGCCAUUCCCCGGAUUCACACAAGAGGAUGAUAACGAAGACGAGCUCGAGCGGGACCUACCUGACCGGCUCGGCGACGUUGAUCUGGACGAGGAGAUCCACGACGAGGGCGAAAUGCUAGCACUGGAGCAAGAAGACGAGGAGGGAGAAGAUCUAUUCGGCCCAAGCAUGGAGCGCGACUACCGCUACAACGCUGAGCUUGACAAGUAUGACGAGGAGCUUUUGGACGAAACCGAGUUUGCGGCUAUGGACCCGGCGGCCAGGGCACGCGUCGAGGCACGGCUGAGGCGGCGUGACUUUGAGGAGGGGGUUGGCCAGCCCAAGUCGCGUAUCCCGCUUGCAUUCAUGCAGGACUUUGAGGACGAGGAGGACGCCCGGCGGUUUGGGCGUACGCGGCGCCGCGGAGCAGGCGCACUCGAGAGCAAGCAUGCCCACCUGCUUGAUAUGGCCAUGGAGGUGCGCGACGAGGAGCGCGCGCUGACGCUCGAUGACUUGAAGGACAUGAAGGGACGCACAGUGGCUGCGUGGGUCAGCGAGUCGGGCCCGCGCCAGACGAUUGCCCGCGAAUUCCGCCACUUCUUGCUGUCGUAUGUUGAUGACAAGGGUGCUUCGGUGUAUGGUGAGCGUAUCCGACAGCUGGGCGCUGCCAACGCCGAGAGCCUCGAGGUCACGUACUCGCACCUGGCCCAGUCGCGGCCGCUGAUCGCCUACUUUUUGGCCAAUGCUCCGCGCGAAAUCCUGGCCAUCAUGGACGAUGUGGCCAUGGAUGCUGUCCGGACCAUGUUCCCGGACUACGCACGAAUCCGGUCUGAGAUCCACGUGCGCAUUGCUGAGCUGCCAACAACGUGCUCGCUGCGCGACCUACGCCAGUCGCAGCUCAACUGCCUGGUGCGCAUCAGCGGCGUGGUGAGCCGCCGCACUGGUGUGUUCCCCCAGCUGAAGUAUGUGAAGUUCAACUGUGGCAAGUGCGGUGCUGUGCUAGGCCCGUUCUACCAGGACGCAACUACCGAGAUCAAGAUCAACAUGUGCGCCACGUGCCAGUCCCGCGGUCCGUUCACGCUCAAUUCGGAGCAGACAGUCUACCGUAACUACCAGCGCCUGACCCUACAAGAGACUCCGGGUUCGGUCCCACCUGGUCGUCUGCCGCGCCACCGCGAGGUCAUCUUACUCUGGGACCUCAUCGAUUGUGCCAAGCCUGGAGAGGAGAUUGAGGUCACUGGCGUCUACUCCCACACGUUCGAUGCCUCGCUCAACACGCGCCAAGGAUUCCCGGUAUUCAGCACCAUCAUCGAGGCUAACCACGUGUCGAAGCGCGCCGACGAGUUUGCUGCCGUGCGUCUGACAGAGGAAGACAAGCGUGCAAUCCGCAGCCUGGCCCGCGAUGAAAAUCACAUCAAGACUGCACUGGCCCUGUCGCUGUUUGGUGGUGUGCCCAAAGACAUUGGCGGCAAGCUUCGCACCCGUGGCGACAUCAACGUUCUCCUGCUUGGCGACCCAGGUACUGCCAAGUCACAGUUCCUGAAGUACAUCGAGGGCACAGCUCACCGUGCGGUCUUUACCACUGGCCAAGGUGCCAGUGCCGUUGGUCUCACUGCCAGCGUACGCAAGGAUCCUGUCACACGCGAGUGGACGCUUGAAGGCGGUGCGCUGGUGCUAGCCGACCGUGGUGUGUGCCUGAUUGAUGAGUUUGACAAGAUGAAUGACGCCGACCGUACCUCGAUCCACGAGGCCAUGGAGCAGCAGAGCAUCUCUAUCUCCAAGGCUGGUAUUGUCACUACCCUGCAGGCACGCUGCUCGGUGCUGGCUGCAGCUAACCCAAUUGGCGGUCGCUACCGUCCUGCGCUGCCGUUCUCACAGAAUGUUGAGCUGACUGAGCCGAUUAUCUCGCGUUUUGAUGUCCUCUGCGUCGUCCGUGAUGAGGUCGACCCUGUCAAGGAUGAGAUGCUUGGUCGCUUUGUCGUGCAGAGCCACACGCGUUCUCACCCGCUUAACCAGACUGCCACCGAGGACCAAGUCAUGGCCGAUGAGGCGAAUCUGGCUCAGGACGUGAUCCCUCAGGAUCUGCUGCGCAAGUACAUUAUGUACGCACGUGAGAAUAUCGAGCCACGCAUGUCGGACCGGUACUCUGACAAGAUCGCGCACCUGUACGCCGAGCUGCGGCGUGAGUCGUUGGCUACCGGAAGCGUGCCCAUCACCGUGCGUCACAUCGAGGCCAUGGUGCGUCUUGCUGAGGCACAUGCGCGCAUGCAUCUGCGUGACUAUGUACGCGCCGACGAUAUCGAGGUCGCCAUCCGCGUGGCUCUCGAAGGCUUUAUCACAGCACAGAAAUUGUCGGUGAUGCGCUCGCUGCGGCGCAAGUUCAGCAAGUACCUCUAUACCCGUCGCGACCACUUUGAGCUGCUGUACUAUCUGCUGGGCAAGCUGGUGCAGGAGCGCCUGACCUUCUAUACACUCAAGUAUAACGGCGUCUUGCCUGAGACUGUCGAGCUGUCAAAGGCCGAGUUUGAGUCUCAGGCCAGCGCUUUUGGUGUCACUGACUGUUCGUCGUUCUACCAGUCCCCACUGUUUUCCCAGCAGAUGUUUGCUGUUGACAACACCAAGGGUGUCAUUACCAAGACUCUGGCAUCAGCCUAG
Linderina pennispora is the source of this 2799-nucleotide messenger RNA. Its product is annotated as MCM-domain-containing protein. Gene Ontology annotation, cellular component: MCM complex; nucleus. Gene Ontology annotation, biological process: double-strand break repair via break-induced replication; DNA replication; mitotic DNA replication initiation. The record is from RefSeq and is a predicted model, not a curated record. The transcript has 3 exons. NCBI's taxonomy places the organism in Eukaryota, Fungi, Kickxellomycota, Kickxellomycetes, Kickxellales, Kickxellaceae. Gene Ontology annotation, molecular function: single-stranded DNA binding; single-stranded DNA helicase activity; ATP binding. Bases 1 to 2799 code for a protein of 932 amino acids.